AUGCACAUCAGUGUUUGGCCGUACUCGCUCUCCGUCGUAAUGGCAGCUCUGUACCAGGGCACGGACGUUUCCUCUCCGGAUAAAUUUCUGGCCUUGAAAGACGUGAGAGAGGUGAAAGAGGAAACGACGCUGGACGAGAAGCUCUUCUUGCUGGCAUGCGAGAAAGGCGACUACUACAUGGUGAAGAAACUGCUCGAGGAGAACCGCCACGGCGAGCUCAACCUCAACUGCGUGGACGUGCUGGGCCGGGAUGUCAUCACCAUCACCAUCGAGAAUGAGAAUCUAGACAUCCUGCAGCUUCUUCUGGAGCAUGGCUGCCAGGCGACGGACGCCUUGUUGGUGGCCAUAGACUCUGAGGUGGUAGGAGCUGUGGACAUCCUCCUCAACCAUAGGCCAAGGAGAUCCUCCAAGCCCUCCAUUGCAAAACUAAUGCAGCGUAUUCAGAACCCAGAGUAUUCCACCACCAUGGACGUGGCUCCAGUCAUCCUGGCGGCCCACAGGAAUAACUAUGAGAUCCUGACUAUGCUGCUGAAACAGGACAUCUCGCUUCCCCGGCCCCAUGCGGUCGGCUGCGAGUGCACGCUCUGCAACGCUAAGAACAAAAAGGACAGCUUGCGACACUCCAGGUUCCGCCUGGACAUCUACCGGUGCCUGGCCAGCCCCUCUCUGAUCAUGCUGACUGAAGAAGAUCCCAUACUUAGGGCCUUUGAGCUGAGUGCAGACCUCAAGGAGCUCAGUCUGGUUGAGGUGGAGUUCAGGAAUGAUUAUGAUGAUCUGGCAAAGCAGUGUAAGAUGUUUGCCAAGGACCUGCUGGCUCAGGCUCGAAACUCUCGAGAGCUCGAAGUGAUUCUCAACCACACAUCCAACGAGGAUCAAGUUGACAAGAGGGGUUUGCUUGAGGAGCGAAUGAACCUCAGUCGACUGAAGCUCGCCAUCAAGUACAACCAAAAGGAGUUUGUGGCUCAGUCAAACUGUCAACAGUUUCUCAACACCGUCUGGUUUGGGGAGACGGCCAGUUAUCGGCGCAAGCACACCUGUCUAAAGAUGGCCACGGUGCUGAGCGUGGCGAUGCUUUGGCCACUGCUCUCUGUCUGCUACCUUCUGGUGCCACGCUCCCGGGUGGGCCAGAUCAUCCACACGCCCUUCGUGAAGUUCAUCAUCCACAGCGCCUCCUACUUCACUUUCCUGCUGCUGCUAAACCUGUACUCUCUGGUCUACAACGACGGCAAGAAAAACACCAUGGGCCCUGCGCUGGAGAUGAUAGAUUACCUGCUCAUCCUAUGGAUAAUAGGGAUGGUGUGGUCGGAUGUGAAGCGUCUGUGGUACCAGGGGCUGGAAGACUUUCUGGAAGAGUCUCGGAACCAGCUGAGCUUCGUCAUGAAUUCCCUUUACCUCGCCACCUUUGCCCUCAAGAUAGUUGCUCAUAGCAAGUUCAAGAACGUGGAGGACACAGAGAGGAAGAACUGGGAUGCCUUCCAUCCCAUCUUGGUGGCCGAGGGCCUGUUUGCCUUUGCCAACGUUCUAAGUUACCUGCGGCUCUUCUUCAUGUACACCACCAGCUCCAUACUGGGACCGCUACAGAUCUCCAUGGGUCAGAUGCUGCAGGAGUUUGGAAAGUUUUUAGGCCUCUUCCUGUUGGUGUUAUUCUCCUUCACCAUUGGACUCACACAACUUUACGGAAAGGACCAGCAAGACCCAGACAAGAAUCCAGCAAAGGACUGCGAGGGCAUAUUCUGCCAGCAACAGAGCAAUGAUGCAUUCCACACGUUCAUGGGGACCUGCUAUGCCCUAUUCUGGUACAUCUUCUCCCUGGCACACGUGGCGCUCUUCGUCACCCGCAUCAGCUACACAGAGGAGCUGCGCUCUUUUGUGGGUGCCAUGAUCAUAGGCACCUACAACAUUGUGGUGGUCAUUGUGCUGACCAAGCUGCUGGUGGCCAUGCUCCAUAAAAGCUUCAGACAAAUUGCUAAUCACGAGGACAAGGAGUGGAAGUUUGCUCGUGCCAAACUGUGGCUGAGCUACUUUGAUGACAAGUGCACCAUGCCGCCACCAUUCAAUAUCCUCCCCUCCCCAAAGACUGUCUGCUACCUGGUGACCAGCAUGAGCAAGUGGGUCUGUUCACACACCUCAAAAGGCAUGGUGAAGAGACAGAAUAGCCUCAGGGAGUGGAAGAACCUGAAGCAGAAGCGAGACGAGAACUAUCAGAAGAUCAUGUGUUGUCUGGUUCACCGCUACUUGACCUCCACGCGGCAGAAGAUGCAGAGCACGGACCAGGCCACGGUGGAGAAUCUCAACGACCUUCGCCAGGACCUCUCAAAGUUUCGCAACGAAAUGAGGGAUCUGCUGGGCUUCCGGACCUCCAAAUAUGCCAUGUUCUACCCAAGGAGCUAA
Messenger RNA from Cyclopterus lumpus (lumpfish), 2391 nucleotides. It is a transcript of the gene trpc1, whose product is annotated as transient receptor potential cation channel, subfamily C, member 1. The record is from RefSeq and is a predicted model, not a curated record. Bases 1 to 2391 code for a protein of 796 amino acids. Gene Ontology annotation, biological process: manganese ion transport; regulation of cytosolic calcium ion concentration; calcium ion transmembrane transport. The transcript has 13 exons. Lineage: Eukaryota; Metazoa; Chordata; Actinopteri; Perciformes; Cyclopteridae. Gene Ontology annotation, molecular function: inositol 1,4,5 trisphosphate binding; protein binding; store-operated calcium channel activity. Gene Ontology annotation, cellular component: membrane; cation channel complex.